AUGUCGAAGCGACCGGCCUUGGAGCCUCUCGAGGAAACGUACGACGCGCCAUCGCCGGCCAUGAAGCGCCCAAAAGUCGAGGAUGAAGAAAUGGACGACUCUGAGACAAACGGCGCGACAAGCAAUGGGCAUCUCAUGAAUCCGCGGGUGCAGGAUCAAGAAAAGGUGGACAUCUUGGAAGCUGGCGCAUUAGACGACCAAGACGACGACGAGCCUGUAGUCGCUGCGCCGAAGCGCCAGACGGCCCCAGAAGCCGGGUAUACCGAUCUCUACCUCGACACGAUCAAUCGCAAGGUUCUCGACUUCGACUUUGAGAAGCUGUGCUCCGUCACGCUAUCCAACAUCAACGUCUAUGCUUGUCUGGUGUGUGGGAAAUACUACCAGGGUCGGGGGCCAAAGUCACAAGCAUAUUUCCACGCGCUGGAAGAGGGGCAUCAUGUGUAUGUCAACAUGGAGACAAAGAAGGUCUAUGUGCUUCCAGAGGGCUACGAGGUCAAGUCCAAGUCGCUCGACGACAUCAAGUUUGUCGUAGACCCGCGCAUGAGCAAGGAGGAAGUAGCCAAGUUGGACAAAGAGCCCAAGGUGUCGUGGGACCUGUCGAAUCGCGAAUACAUACCGGGCUUUGUGGGCAUGAACAACAUCAAAGCAAACGACUACUUCAACGUGGUAAUCCAAGCACUGGCGCACGUCGUCCCACUGCGAAACUACUUUAUGCUCGAAGACCUGUCAAGCCGGCCUCAACUCGCCCAGCGCUUCAGCACCCUCGUCCGCAAGAUCUGGAACCCACGCGCCUUCAAAACGCACGUGUCGCCGCACGAACUCCUCCAGGAAAUCGCCCUGCGCUCCUCCAAGCGCUUCACACUAACCGACCAAUCCGACCCCGUCGACUUCCUCUCCUGGUUCCUCAACAACCUGCACCUCGCCGUCGGCGGCUCACGCACAAAACCCAACAGCAGCAUCAUCCAGAAAGUCUUCCAAGGCACGCUGAAAAUCGAACAACAAGAAAUCACGGCCCGCGCCGACGCCGGCGACCGCCUCCGCUUCGAAGACGCGGCCGUCCAAACCGAAACCACAAAAUUCCUCGUCCUAACCCUCGACCUGCCCGCCGCCCCGCUCUUCCAAGACGCACUCGAAAAAAACAUCAUCCCCCAAGUGCCCCUCGUCAACAUCCUCUCCAAAUACAACGGCGUAACGCCGCAGGAAAAAUCAAAAAACAGAGUCCGAUACCGCCUCCUCCACCCGCUACCCCCUUACCUCCUCUUCAACAUCAAGCGCUUCUCCAAAAACAAAUUCGUAGCUGAGCGCAACCCAACUAUCGUCACCUUCCCCGUUCACUCCCUCGACAUGGCGCCCUACGUCGAACCCAAUCCCGCCGAAUAUCCCCCCGGCGAACCCAUCUGGUACGAUCUCGUAGCCAACAUUACGCAUGAGGCGGUUAAGAAGAAGGAUGAUAGUGUUGAGGGCGAGCAGGAAAGCAAGAUUUGGAGAGUACAGGUCAAGGACCGUGCGAGAGAGGAUUGGUAUGGCAUUCAGGAUCUGUUUGUUGAAAAGGAGCGUGCUGAGACGCUGUUUACCAAGGAGGCCUAUCUUAUGGUUUGGGAGAGGAGGAGGGGGCAGAAGGGGAGGGGGAGGUCGUAGGAGGUGGUGGUGGGUAGGGGACGCUGGGCGGGAGGGAGUGAGGAAGGGAAGAGAGAGAGAGAGAGAG
Messenger RNA from Exserohilum turcica Et28A, 1705 nucleotides. RefSeq lists its product as uncharacterized. Gene Ontology annotation, molecular function: zinc ion binding; cysteine-type deubiquitinase activity. The transcript is spliced from 2 exons. The record is from RefSeq and is a predicted model, not a curated record. Bases 1 to 1638 code for a protein of 545 amino acids. NCBI's taxonomy places the organism in Eukaryota, Fungi, Ascomycota, Dothideomycetes, Pleosporales, Pleosporaceae. Gene Ontology annotation, biological process: protein deubiquitination; spliceosomal complex assembly; mRNA processing.